CUCUGUUUUUGCUCCAAUUUAAAGGCGCCGUUUGGAAAAAAAAAUCCUCCUCCUCUUCUUUUUCCUCCUCCUCCUAACUUUCUAGAAGUUUCCCUGGAGGGCUUAUAUAGCCCCCUCUUCUGCAGCCGCUUUGCAGACAGGGCAAGGCGUUGAUCCGGAGUGAAACCGCUUUUGCAGCUUGCUUUUUCUGGUCUGGUUUGGAAUUCGUUGCAUUCCUCUUUUUGUUUUGCUCCAGGAAUCUCCUUAAAGAAUGAAAAAGGGAAACGUUGACCACACUAAGAAAAAGUUUCCAGAUCUAGAUUGGUGCUAUAUUCAGUGGAAGCCAUGUGGCUGAUUAAACUCCUAGCACUUGUUGCACUCGUCGCCGCCGUCCCUCCAGAUGCCAAGAAGUCAAGUGAGAAGAAAGCCGCUACAGGAGAGAAGAAAGCAGCUACAGGAGAGAAGAAAGCUGCUCCGGGGGAGAAGAAGCUGAGCGAAAAGGCCACCGCUUUGGCGGACCGUAGCGCCACCCUUGCCUUCAACCUCUACCACGUCAUGGCCAAGGACAAGAAUAUGGAGAACAUCCUGGUCUCUCCGGUGGUGGUGGCCUCUUCCUUAGGGCUGGUGUCCCUUGGCGGCAAGGCCACCACCGCCUCCCAGGCCAAGGCCUUGCUCAGUGCCGACAAGCUCAACGACGACUACCUCCACAGCGGCCUGGCGGAGCUCCUGAGCGAUGUGAGCGACUCAGAGGCACGCAACGUCACCUGGAAGAUGGCCAGCCGCCUCUACGGCCCCAGCUCCAUCAGCUUCGCUGACGACUUCGUCAAGAGCAGCAAGAAGCAUUACAACUGCGACCACUCCAAGAUCAACUUCCGGGACAAGCGGAGCGCACUCAAGUCUAUCAACGAGUGGGCCGCCCAGACCACUGACGGCAAGUUGCCGGAGGUCACCAAAGACGUGGAGAAGACCGACGGGGCCCUGAUUGUCAACGCCAUGUUCUUCAAACCUCACUGGGAUGAGAAAUUCCACCACAAGAUGGUAGACAACCGUGGCUUUAUGGUGACCCGGUCCUUCACAGUUGGCGUUCCUAUGAUGCAUCGCACAGGGUUGUACAACUACUUUAAUGAUGAGGCGGAGAAGUUGCAGAUGGUGGAGAUGCCACUGGCCCACAAGCUCUCCAGCAUGAUCUUCAUCAUGCCGAACCACGUGGAGCCCCUGGAGCGGCUGGAGAAGCUGUUGACCCAGGAACAACUGAAAACCUGGCUGGGCAAGAUGAAGCAGCGGGCAGUGGCCAUCUCCCUGCCUAAGGUCAGCCUGGAGGUCAGCCACGACCUGCAGAAACACUUGGCCGAUUUGGGUUUAACUGAAGCCAUUGACAAGAACAAGGCCGACCUCUCCAAGAUUUCAGGCAAGAAGGACCUCUACCUCUCCAACGUCUUCCACGCGGCGGCUCUGGAGUGGGACACGGAAGGGAACCCCUUUGAGGGGGACAUCUACGCCCGGGAAGAGAUGAAGAGCCCCAAGCUCUUCUACGCCGACCACCCAUUCAUUUUUGUCAUCAAGGACAAUAAGACCAAUUCGAUUCUCUUCAUUGGCCGGCUAGUCAGGCCCAAAGGAGACAAAAUGCGGGAUGAGUUGUAGUGGUAGAGUAGGUUGCGUAUGGAGAGAUGCGUUUGUUGGUUUGUUUUGUAGAAAUCGAGGCGGUGGAAAUGAUGCUGUGUGCCUUUUUAUAAACUGGUGCUCGCAGGCCGUUUUCUCACUAAGGUCGCAUUGGCACAGGGCUAAGCCCUGCUUAAGUCAGCAGGACUUACUUCUGUGUAAACCAGGGGUAUGAAGUGCCCAACCAUGCAUUAGGAGCCCCGGCUCAGAUAGCAGCCUCCAUGUCAGGAAGCAGUAUUAUUAUUAUUAUGCUUAUUUAUGCCCCACUUUUCUCUCCCGAAGGAGAUUCAUGCUGUCCUGUAUCUUGCCCACCCUCAGGACCUCAGAAGAAGCAACUGGAUGGUCCAUCUGGCAUUAGUUUGGGAUUUGAUAGAUGAUCUAACUCAUAGUGCAGUCAGAGAGCAGUCCUCAAUAGCCUUUCCCAUGAAGCCAGAGAUAUUGAAUUGUGAACGUCUUCAUAGAUAUGGAGGAGUAUGACAGGCCCCCCAUCCUCUUUGUAAAACCAAGGGUCAAGCUAUAACAGUGAAGUGCAGUGGUUCCCAAUCUUUCGCCCUCAAAGGCUUUGCACUUCAGCUCUCAGAAUUCCCAAAAGUUGGCCAAGACAGUUGAGUCUUCUGGGAGGUGGAAGUCCCAAAUACAUGAAGGAUUAGAGUUCAGGAAUCGCUGCUCUAGGCAGAGCUAUCACUAGAUGGCAUGGGUUCAGGAGCAAACAUAUGAGGGUCCUAUGUGUUGUCGAAGGCUUUCAUGGCUGGAAUCACUGGGUUGCUGUAAGUUUUCUAGGUUGUAUGGCAGCAUUCUCUGCUGACGUUUCACCGACAUCUAUGGCAGGCAUCCUCAGAGGUUGUGAGGUCUGCUAGAAACUAGAUAUAUAAACCCCACUUGCUGAACAUGAACAAUCCUGACUUUAAACACCAAACAUUGAAUAGGAAAAAGCAAUCCUUUUACUGAAGAUAAGUAAAAAACAGCCAAGUAAAAAGCACUUUAAAGAAAUUGGUAAAUCCAAUUAGGUAAGAAGAUAAGCAGGAACAAAUUAGUCCAAGGUAGAGUUUCGGCAAUGUUCAUAAAAGCAAAAUCCACACAUCUCCAAUACAAUCCAGAAAAUCAGGAAUAUAUCGAUCCAUGGUAAGGAAUCAUGAAAUCCAGGAAUCCAAAACCAUGAACAAGAAUGAAACUUCAAGGUUUCCAUAAAACAAGGACGAGAACUUGGCAUGAUUCUAAACCAUGCUUCAUCUGACUACACAUCCCAAACUUGAGACUUUUAUCCCCUCGUUAGCUAGGUCACUAGCGGUCAGAAAUUGGUUUCUCUUUAGUUGAGGCUUUGUUAUUGUUUUCUGUCAAAGCCUGGCAGAGCGCCUAAGCCAUUGCACAGCUCUCCUGUUUUGACUGAACUCUUCUCG
This is a messenger RNA of Anolis sagrei ordinatus, 3035 nucleotides long. It is a transcript of the gene SERPINH1, whose product is annotated as serpin family H member 1. NCBI's taxonomy places the organism in Eukaryota, Metazoa, Chordata, Lepidosauria, Squamata, Anolidae. The record is from RefSeq and is a predicted model, not a curated record. Gene Ontology annotation, molecular function: serine-type endopeptidase inhibitor activity; collagen binding. Gene Ontology annotation, cellular component: endoplasmic reticulum. Gene Ontology annotation, biological process: collagen fibril organization.